UAUCCCCCUCUCUUCGCUCCCCUCCCCUUUCUACUAUCUUGUUCUUUUCCCGCGAGUAAACUGAUAUGAUUGCUUGCUUCGCCGUAUACUUGCAUAUAUAUCCAUUUCAUUAAAGGCAUGAACCGUUCAUAGGAUCGAUAAUUGGUCAAUUGGCGUCAUAGCGGCACGAGCAAUCGGGAUCGGUAACUUUUCCGUGGGCAACGGUUGGCAGUACUUUCCGGCUAUUCACUUGGCUGCGUAUUUCCUCGCAUUUCGGAAAAUAGAUCCGAGUGGACUCGACUUUGACCGCCAUUUUCGUAUCUCUUUCUUUACUAUCGCGUGCGCCGCGAGGCUUGUUCAAUUUUCCUUUGUUUUUGAUUAAUUUGCCAAAACGUCGCAAAUGCAUGUAAAUAGUCAAAUCGAUCGAUGCGCGUUAAGCACGCGUAAAGAUGACCUGGUAACAUCACAACUCGGCAGAACACGUUCACGAAGCCGGUCGCGUCUUUUAGGCGGGCUCCUUUGUGUUGCUCGCAUGUCGCGUUGCAAGGCGUCGCCUGAUGCGGCUGUUUGGCUGCCGGUCUCUAGAUAACAAAGAUGGUUUCGUCAAAUCAGCCGCGGAAAACAAAAAUAUUUGUGGGGCGGUUGCCAGAAAAUUGUCGCAACGAUGAGUUGCGACAAUUAUUCAUGCGUUUUGGUGAGGUGACCGAAUGUGACGUUAUGAACCGAUAUGGCUUCGUUCACAUGGCACGAGAGGAGGAUGCAGCAGCGGCGAUCAAAGCACUUCACAAUUCCAACUUCAAAGGGGCGACGAUCAACGUGGAACAAUCGACCGGAAAGUCACGCGGAGGUGGAGGAGGACGCCGAGAUGACCGAAGAGGUGGACCAAUGAGAGGUGGUAGGGGGGGACGAGACGGUGGUAGAGACGCUCGUCCUGGACCAUACAAUGAUAGAAGAGUUCUUCCGAUCCAACUCGUUGGUUACGAUGGAUCUGCUGCAGGUGGCGUCGCAACGGGGUACACCGAUUACAAUCGUGGGGCUGGCGACUUUAGCGGCCGUGGAACGGACUUCGGCACCGGCUAUGCUGAUCGCGGGGCUUACGGUCAGAACAUGGGCGGCGCAGCGAUGGGUUACACCUCAACAGCACCGGGCAUGGGUGGUGGAUACGGACCGGCAGCCGGCGCCGUGGGAGGAUACGGACCGACGGGCGCAGCGGACUACGGACGAACGGCUGACUACGGUCGUGCCGACUUCGGUGCUAGAACAGACUAUGUUGGCAGCGGAAUGGCCGGAGAUUUCAAUCGCGGAGCACCUGGUCCGGUUGAUUAUGGUCGUACUGAUAAUUUUGGUGCCAGUCGUACAGUCGAUUAUACAGCUAGAAAUGAUUAUGAUAGAAGUGCAACUGGCCCUAUGAGAAACGGUGGUGGCGCCGUUGCCACUACCGGGUAUGGAACUGGGUACACUGAUGUUGGAUAUGAUGAGAGUCACUGGCCAAUGAGCACUGGACCUAGCUACAGCACUGGGGCACCUAGUUAUAGCACCGGUCCAGGACCGCAAGCUGACAUGUUUAGUAGAAGACCUGGUAGUGCCGUGCCCAGUGGUGGAUAUCCACCGGUAGCUGGCGGUUAUGAGGGCUAUGACAGACCGGACGCAUAUGGUCCUCCACGUGGCAGCGGUCGCUUCCCAGGUCCGGCAGACGCGAUGCCACCGAGGUACUAAAAGUGUACUAAAGCAAACAUUCGAGCGCAUGCGAAAGGCAGCCAUAAAAACAAAAAAUCGUAAAAAAAAAGAUUUUUGCCUUAUAGCGCCGAUCAUUCGCUUAUGGGCUUGAUUAUCUAGGAACUGCCCUCUGCGUUCUCUACGUCGAAUCCAUAUGAUUAUAAUGAAAACUAUAUAUAACUUAUAAUAAACCUUAUAAUGUUUAAUUGUAUUGUAAGGCACGGUAAGGAUAAGAAGAGUAUCAAUAGACAUAAAUAACAAAUUCAAGCCCAAGCAAUUUUUUUUGAACACCAUGAAUCAAAUUUAUACAUAAAUUUCAACACUAAGAUGAAUAUUUUGCUAUGUUAGUUUGUGUAUUAAUAGAAACUUUUUGACGUUGCUCAUUGAGUUUGUUUAUAAUUUUUUUUCUUAUUUUCUAUGGAUAAAUAAAAUUUCAUGAUAUAUCUAGUGUGGUCUGAACAUUUUCUUACACUUAAUUCUCUGUCCACACUGUGGCAUGGAUUAUUUUCUUGUAUAUCAUAGCGUUAAUUCUACAAAAAGUGACUUAUGCUAUAAUAACAAUGCUGUAAUAUUUUUUUUAUAUAUAAGAACAUAAUAAUGUUUUAAAUAUGCAUUAAUGAAGCAAAGAAACGUACAUAAUAACAGUUAUCACAAUUAUGUACCUUUAUAUGAAAGAAAUAAAGUGCAAACAAAUGUCCUAAAGUAAUCUUUACAUAAUCUCUAAUAAUAUGAUAUAAUUCAUUUUCUUUUUCUUCCAGUCGCUUUAUAUGUAGUAGAAUCAACAUUAAGUUUAAUUACUUGCUAAUUAUCAAAAAUGUCACAAUAAAAUCAUUCAAACAUUGUUUUACAUCAGUUAACAUCUCUUCGCAAGUAAUUCAUGAAUGAAAGUGCUUGUUAUUUUGCUAUUAAGAUAUACUGUCGUUAUAAUUUUUUUUUUCUUUUUUAAUCUUUAUUAUACGAUUUUUAUUAUUCAUAUAAGCGUUAAAAUACAGUUCUUACCUUAAAAUCUUGUUGAUUCAGUUACGUCGUAGAAGAAAAUAGCAGCGACAUCAGAUAGAGAAUACUAAUUGUCCAUCUCUAACAUAUAAUUUAUGUCAUUCGUAGGAGCGAACGGAAGAAAGUAAUUAGCAAUAAUUAGCGUGCGUUUAAUUAAUAUUAAUUCUUCAUUCGACGGCGUUGUGCAUUGUGAUCUUGUGCAUUAUUUUAAUAUAGUUUUGUAAAAAUUUAACAUGUCGAAUUGAAAGUUAUAUAUUGCUGCAAACCAUAUGUAAUGUCCAAUGUGAAAAUCUACUGAUGUUUCAAAACAUAAAAAAAUCUUGCAACGGAAGUCGAAUAUGGGAAGAAGUCGAUGAAGAAGAAUUCGAUGGCAAUGCAAAACGUCAAAUCUCCAGCUGGUGCAGUUUACUUAGUUAGGGCUGUACUGAAACGCCGGUUUGUGAACGUGCGACUGUGUACGCGUUGCCGUACGUUAUCCUGGUGGCGGCUUGUCGACCUGCGAUUAUUGAAGAAACCGAUUACACGACGAUUAUUCGCUAUGCGUGGCUACCCGUAGAUGCGACGAUCGGCGAAUAAACCAACCUGCGAUAUAUGGAUAAUGCGCCACAAAUUGCGUUUGCGCUCAAAGCUGGCGUGCUUUGAAUUUAAUCAAGAAGAUUACAAACGGGAUGAGGACAGACUGUUGGACAUUGAGAUGAACUCAAUGGGAAUCCCUAAUAAGCCUUCCCAGGAAGCCUUCACUGACUGUGAACUCAUUUGUCCAGGGGACAAGAGCUAAAUGUGAAGAUGGACAAAAAUAUCUGGCUGCUUUUAAUGAGAAAGAAAGGAAGCACGCAGGAACAAAGUACGAAAUUAUAAUUUUUAAUUGUGUAAAUUUUUUUUCACAUCAUGUAUCAACAUCGUUACAUAAAAUGAUAAAGCGAUUCUCAUCUUUAAAGGUAAUAAAACUUUUUCUCCUAA
This is a messenger RNA of Linepithema humile (Argentine ant), 3651 nucleotides long. Lineage: Eukaryota; Metazoa; Arthropoda; Insecta; Hymenoptera; Formicidae. The record is from RefSeq and is a predicted model, not a curated record.